This is a messenger RNA of Lotus japonicus, 2501 nucleotides long. Its product is annotated as two-component response regulator-like APRR2. Gene Ontology annotation, biological process: phosphorelay signal transduction system; positive regulation of DNA-templated transcription. Gene Ontology annotation, molecular function: DNA-binding transcription factor activity; transcription cis-regulatory region binding. The transcript has 12 exons. Bases 299 to 1996 code for a protein of 565 amino acids. The record is from RefSeq and is a predicted model, not a curated record. Gene Ontology annotation, cellular component: nucleus. Lineage: Eukaryota; Viridiplantae; Streptophyta; Magnoliopsida; Fabales; Fabaceae.
GGAGUUCUCUUAGCAAGAUCUUACCUGUGUCCUUUUCUCCUUUACUGUUGUUCUGUGAAAGUUUCUUCUGCAAAUUAGAUCUUCACUGUUUUUCAUAUCAAGUACAGGUUUUGAGUUUGCUUAUGUUGAGGAAAUGCGUAUUAUGAAUCUUUGAGCUGAUUCAUGCAUGAUCAGAACUUUAUGAUUCUUGAGCUGAACCUCGUUUUGGUGUGAACUUCAGAGGGCAUGGUGUUAACAUUCUACAUUAUCUGUUAGCUAUUUCAUAACUUUUUUACCAUGGAGACGAUGCAAGCCAGCUAUGGUUUGCACUGCCAGUGAUUUACAGCAAUGGAAAGAUUUUCCAAAAGGGCUUCGGGUUCUUCUUCUUGAAGGAGAUAGCGGUUCUGCUACCGAGAUAAGAGCAAAGCUUGAGGCCAUGGACUAUAUUGUUUUUACUUUCUACAAUGAGAAUGAGGCCUUGUCAGCAAUCUCUAGUGAUCCUGAAGGCUUCCAUGUUGCCGUGGUGGAGGUGAGUACAAGCAGCAACCAGGGUGGUUUCAAAUUCCUUGAGAAUGUGAAGGACUUGCCUACCAUUAUGACUUCCAACAGUCAAUGCCUGAAUACAAUGAUGAAGUGCAUCGCGCUUGGCGCAGUUGAAUUCCUCACUAAACCACUCUCUGAGGAUAAGCUCAAAAAUAUUUGGCAGCAUGUAGUUCACAAGGCAUUCAAUGCUGGGACAAAUGCUCCGUCUGAAUCACUAAGACCUGUCAAAGAAUCUGUAGAGUCCAUUUUACAGCUCCAAACUGAUAAUGGACAGCAUGAAAGUAAUAUUUCAAUAGAUAUAGAGAACGUGUCCAGGUUAGGUGAUAAUGACCAUGAGCAGUCGGUUGGAAGUGAUAAAUAUCCGGCUCCUUCAACCCCGCAAUUAAAACAAGGGGCAAGGUUACUAGAUGAUGGUGAUUGCCAUGAGCAAACUAAUUGCUCAACAGAAAAAGAAAGUGGGGAACAUGAUGAGGAAUCUAAAUCUGUCGAAAUUUCUUGUGAGAAUUUAAACACGGAAAGUUCUUCUCAGCUUAGUAAACCUGAAAAGACUCUGAUUAAGGAGGAAGAGGCUUUUGCCGAUGGUUCCAAGGGUGAGAUUGCUGUUUCACAGAAUGAAGAUAAUAGAAAGUUUCUCGGCAGUGCUGAGGGUAAUGAAUCUCCAAAUAAAACAGGUGUUCUUAGUGAUUCCUGUGAGAAGAAAGCUAAUCGGAAGAAGAUGAAAGUUAACUGGACACCUGAAUUGCACAAGAAAUUUGUAAAGGCAGUGGAACAGUUGGGUAUUGAUCAUGCCAUCCCGUCUCGAAUAUUGGAGAUCAUGAAAGUGGAGGGCUUGACGAGGCACAAUGUUGCAAGCCAUCUUCAGAAAUAUAGAAUACACAAGAAACAAAUCAUGCCUGGGGAAGACGACCGAAAAUGUCAGAAUCCAAGAGAUCCAAUGCAAAGGAGCUAUUGUUUGCAAAGACCAAUCAUGGCCUACCCACCAUAUCAUUCUAACCACACCCUUCCUCCGGCUCCUAUGUAUCCAAUGUGGGGACAACCUGGCAGUCAAACAGCUGGUGUGCAGAUUUGGGGUAAUCAUGGUUAUCCCCUUUGGCAUCCUACAGAAAGUUGGCACUGGAAGCCAUAUCCCGGAGUAAUUUUUUUAUUCAGGAUCAAAAUGCAUGUGGAUGCAUGGGGGUGUCCAGUGUUGCCAUCUCCUCAAGCUUCUCCUUUUCCCUACACUCAAAAUGUGGCUGGGUGGCACAAUGCUAAAGCAAUGGAUUAUAGAUUCAGCAUGCCACAGAGUUCUGUAGAGAAUUAUCCGGCGGAGGAGGUGGUGGACAAGGUUGUGAAGGAGGCAAUGAGCAAGCCAUGGCUCCCCUUGCCCUUAGGCCUCAAACCUCCUUCCAUGGAUACUGUCUUGUCUGAGCUCUCCAGCCAAGGCAUAUCCGGCAUCAUCCCUUUUAGCAGCACCAAGGGCUCUAUACCCCGCUGACCUGUACUCCAGAUAACUGACCCCACUUAUGGCGAUGCGAUGCUGUAGCUGGCAUGUGUCAAUCAUGUACAAAUGCCACUGUCAACACUCAUUUUUCAACACUCUGUCAACACUCAUUUUUCAACACUCUUUUACUCAAUCUAAUUCUUGUGUUCCAACAGUGAGACCCAUAUAAUUUAGUACAUCCCACAUCUUUUACGAUGAAUAAAAGAUUGUUAAAGUGAGUGUUGAUAGCAUUUGUCAAUUAUUUUUGAGCAAUUUCUUUGGGUAGCCCAUUUAAAUUGGAGAGGUUGCAUACCUUUUUGCCUUAGACUUGUCAUGCUUUCUUUUUGUACUAAACUUCUGUAAUUUACAAUCUUGUCCUUUAUAUUCUAAACAAUGGAUUGAAGGGUACUGAACCCUCUCAUUUUCAAAGGAUACCAGAACAAGGCAACGUCCUUAUUUUUGUACCUCAAAUUUUAUCUCAGGGUCCAACUAUAGUAGGUUGCCUCUGAAAUUGAGACUA